AUGGCUGGAGGAGGAAGUAUUAGAUAACAUGAGCUCGGUUGUGCCACAGAAGACCCAUUCCAACACACGCUCAUGUUCAUCUCCAAAAUAUCACAAUUCAGCCUUAAAGAGAAGUCUUUAUAUUAUAGCGCUGGUCAGUGGUUAUAAAGAUGACACUUUUUUUCUAAACACAUGCACAACAUCAUCCUCAUUCUCAUCAAAAUGUGUCUGAUUGAAUCUGUUUCAUGAAGUAGGUUAGGUGCUAAAACAUCCGUUUGCUCUGUUUACAGUGAAGGAGUUUCUUGCCAAAGCCAAAGAAGAUUUCCUCAAGAAAUGGGAGAAUCCAGCACAGGUGAGUCAGGAAAGAGGGAGGUGUGGGAAUGAAUGACAUGCCUCCUGCACAUGCUCAGAAAGCCCCAGCAUACAAGCCCAUCCCAGUGUCAGUCAGACCUGGGUGAGAGAAGGAAUGUGUGCCCUCUGCUGGAUCUAACAAGACUCACACUUGUUGGAACUUUUCAUUUUCUUAGCUUUGAGGCAUACACAAUAGAAUUUACUGAUUAUGUGCAGCAUUUAGCAUAACACUUUCCCCCCUUUUUUAUUUUAGCAUAACACAAGUUUAAUUUGCUAUUGUAGUAAUGUAAAAAUAUGACUCAUACUUUUGCUGCAAUAUGUGUGCACAGGCAGGACUAACAACAGUUGCUGUGAUGCAUUGCACUUUUUGAAUGUCACAGAAUCCGUAUCAUAUGCUGCUUUUGAUGUUUUUUUUGACCGGACAGUGUGAAGUUUGAUGGAUAGAUAGACUGUUGCAGUCCAGUGUUACUACUCAGCCUGACUCUGGCUGGUUUGUGUGCUUGUUUCCCUGUUCUAACUGACAUGUUCUCCUCUCCAGAACACUGCAGCCCUGGAUGGCUUUGACCGCCUGAAGACCCUGGGCACGGGCUCAUUUGGUCGAGUCAUGCUGGUCAAGCACAAAGAGUCAGGCCAGCAUUUUGCCAUGAAGAUACUUGACAAACAGAAGGUACAGUAAUGUGGCCUGGGGAGUCAGUUGUGCAUUGGUUUUCAGAGUUGGGGUUGAUUUCAUUCAAAUUCAGUUAGUGAACUGACUCCAAGUCCUCUUACAAUGCAUGUAUAUGGCUUUUUUAUGUUAAUGAAUACGAAUUUGUAUUAAUCUCAUGCAUUGAUUUAUGUGAAAUGGAAUUGAACCCUGGUGCUGUUACUGUCUCUUGGCCGAUUAGUCCGAGAUUUAGGGGGCUCUCCUUGCUUAACAAAGAGUGUCCUGGUUUGUUCCCCCUCAGGUUGUGAAGCUGAAGCAGAUAGAACACACACUGAAUGAGAAACGCAUCCUGCAGGCCGUCAGCUUUCCCUUCCUGGUGCGGUUGGAGCACUCUUUCAAGGUACUGCUGGACGUGUGUGUGUGCAUGCGUUCGUGUGUGUGUGUGUGUGUGGGUGUGUGUGUGUGUGCGUCAGGGUUUCCGUUAGCCGGUAAUAGCCAGCUUUUGGCCGUAAACGUUUUUUUUAAAGGCUAAAAAUAAAAUUGACACCUGCCAAAAUCAAAACUUUGAAAUAAUGCUUUUUAGCCUAUUCAAUGAUGGAAAUACCAGUUGAUGUAAAUACAUUAGACCGAUAAGAAUGAUUGGUCAAUGGUUUAGUUUGCAUAAUUUUGUGGAAUUAAAUUGGCACGUGUGUAUAUUUGUUAUGUAUCUUAUCACAGAUACAGAACCUUUGAGUGGAAAAUCUGUCAGACAGCGCUUUUUAUAAGCCCAAUCAUUGCGCAAUAAUUCUAAAUGCAAUCAUGUGUUAAAAAUUGUUUUUGGGCCAAGAUUAAAAAUAGCGAAUGUUAUUUCUCAACUGGUAAUUUGAAGCGUGCUUCCCAUUCAAAUGCAUAGGCAACGGAAGGCAGGCUUCAUCAGCGCAUCACACCACUUUGCAAAAAGCUGGAUGCAGUAUGCAUUUUGAAAACAUAUAGCUACUUAAUUAUUUGCAACCUGAACGUUUUACUACGUAUUAUGAGGCAUGUUUUACCUUGCUUCAAAGUAGCCUAGGCAACAUCCGACCAUAUCCGUGGAGGCAAUUAUUUUAUAAAGACUUCCAUAUGCCAUUGAAACCAGUAGCAUAUUUCUCAUGUUCUAUUGGUUUUCAACUUAUUUUUUCAUUGUCCGGUAGCCAAAUGCACAUUUGCACGUCGCCUACUGCCUUGGUGCAUUGCUGCGCUAAUAAUGUUAUUAGUUUAUCAACAUUUUAAGCUAAACAUUCUGAUCUGUUGCAUCAGGUUAAUUUCUUUUUAGCGUUGUUUAAUGUAGCCUAGGCCUACUGGUUGGAUGAAUUUAGGAUCUAUCAUCCCACAACUGUCCCAGAGUCUGUUUGGAAUAGGGUCAACUUUUCUGCUAUGGGGAAUAGUAGAUUGACAUACAGUACCAGUCAAAGGUUUGGACACACCUACUCAUUCAAGGAUUUUUCUUUAUUUUUACUAUUUUCUACAUUGUAGAAUAAUAGUGAACACAUCAAAACUAUGAAAUAACACAUAUGGAAUCAUGUAGUAACCAAAAAAGUGUUAAACAAAUCAAAAUAUAUUUUAGAUUCUUCAAAGUAGCCACCCUUUACCUUGAUGACAGCUUUGCACACUCUUGGCAUUCUCUCAACCAGCUUCAUGAGUAAUGCUUUUCCAACAGUCUUGAAGGAGUUCUCACAUAUGCUGAGCACUUGUUGGCUGCUUUUCCUUCACUCUGCGAUCGAACUCAUCCCAAACCAUCUCAAUUGAGUUGAGGUCGGGUGAUUGUGGAGGCCAGGUCAUCUGAUGCAGCACUCAAUCACUCUCCUUCUUGGUCAAAUAGCCCUUACACAGCCUGGAGGUGUGUUUUGAGUCAUUGUCCUGUUGAAAAACAAAUGAUAGUCCCACUAAGCGCAAACCAGAUGGGAUGGCGUAUCGCUGCAGAAUGCUGUAGUAGCCAUGCUGGUUAAGUGUGCCUUGAAUUCUAAAUAAAUUACCGACAGUGUCACCAGCAAAGCACCCCCACACCAUCACACCACCUCCUCCAUGCUUCACGGUGGGAACCACACAUGCGGAGAUCAUCCGUUCACCUACUCUGCGUCUCACAAAGACACGGCGGUUGGAACCAAAAAUCUCAAAUUUGGACUCAUCAGACCAAAGGACAGAUUUCCACCGGUCUAAUGUCCAUUGCUCGUGUUUCUUGGCCCAAGCGAGUCUCUCUUAUUAUUGGUGUCCUUUAGUAGUGGUUUCUUUGCAGCAAUUCGACCAUGAAGGCCUGAUUCAUGCAGUCUCCUCUGAGCAGUUGAUGUUGGGAUGUGUCUGUUACUUGAACUCUGAAGCAUGUAUUUGGGCUGCAAUCUGAGGUGCAGUUAACUCUAAUGAACUUAUCCUCUGCAGCAGAGGUCUUCCUUUCCUGUGGCAGUCCUCAUGAGAGCCUGUUUCAUCAUAGCGCUUAAUGGUUUUUGCGACUGCACUGCACUUGAAGAAACUUUCAAAGUUCUUGAAAUGUUCCGUAUUGACUGACCUUCAUGUCUUAAAGUAAUGAUGGACUGUCAUUUCUCUUUGCUUAUUUGAGCUGUUCUUGCCAUAAUAUGGACUUGGUCUUUUACCAAAUAGGGCUAUCUUCUGUAUACCCCCCUACCUUGUCACAACACAACUGAUUGGCUCAAACGCAUUAAGAAGGAAAGAAAUUCACAAAUCCACAAAUUAACUUUUAAGAAGGCACACCUGUUAAUUGAAAUGCAUUCCAGGUGACUACCUCAUGAAGCUGGUUGAGAGAAUGCCAAGUGUGUGCAAAGCUGUCAUCAAGGCAAAGGGUGGCUACUUUGAAGAAUCUAAAAUAUAUUUUGAUUUGUUUAACACUUUUUUUGGUUACUACAUGAUUCCAUAUGUGUUAAUUCAUAGUUUUGAUGUCUUCACUAUUGUUCUACAAUGUAGAAUAUAGUAAAAAUAAAGAAAAACCCUGGUACUGACUGGUACUGUAGGUUCAUAUGCGGCACGUCCAUAAGGCUAGGGGAACCUUUCCUUAAGUAAAUUGAAUUAAAUUGCCAACAUUAUAUAGCCUGAUUUAGGCUACUCUUGUCUAUACAGAAAUAAAUAAAAUCAUUCAAAAUUUGCUACUAAAGCAUGAUUUGGCCACAGAGGAUCAUUAGCUUCCCCUAGUCUUAAAAAAAAAAGUUGUGGAUUGUUUUAAAUCGCAUUGCCUACAGUCGGAAGGAAAGGCAACACGCGCAAUUUUGGUUGCCACUGUCAGUGAAAAGUAGAGGCCCAUCUUGGCUUAUCGCAAUAUUUCUAAAUUAAAUUGUGGGAAACAGUUUGGAUAGCAAAUGGCUAUUGCUGUAGAGAGAAGACAAUGAAAAGACUCAUCUGUCUUUUAAUCAUCAAAAUUCAACUUAAUUGAGCGAACAACAGUAAGCCUAUCUUAUUGGCAACAGCUGAAAGCAUCGGCCAUAUCCCCGGUGAAUGCGCACUGCGCAUAUUCACUCUAUCAUUGUUGGGUCAGCGCCACUUUCCUCCUCCAGUUUAGAUGGACCUUAUAUUCUAUUUGUCUCCCCUACUCGUAGGCCUACUAGGCUAUAGGGACAACGUCGUUUUUAUUGAAUCUUUGUCAAUGGCAGCAGAGUAGGCUACCCUGUCAUUUGUCGUAUUAAAAAAGAUUCUGCUAAUGUCUCCAGUCAUAUAAAGUGUAGUAGAAUUGCAUGAAAUGUGUUUUUCCUAUGCAAAUAAAGAAGAAACGUAUCUGAUAUAGCCUAUAGCCCAGGCCUCUACGCUAUAGGCGCUCAGCCAUGCAUUGAACAGUCUUUUUUGCGAACAGUGAUUGAGUUAUAUUAUUAUCCUAAAUUAUCCAAGACUAUCCAAUCUACUCAUCACAUUACGAAUAGUAGGCUAUCUUACAUAAGCCUGCAAAUGCCAUGAUGCAUGGAAUGUUUUAUUAUAAAGGUGUAUUUUUAUGGUGAAAAUUUGCUUCCCCAAACUUGAAACUCACGCUCCGCCUAUGCGUAGGCUAGUGAUUUUGCUAUUCAUUACUCGUCUUCUUGGCUGAGGAAAAAGUUAAUGUGGACAGUUAUUCUAACAUCUUCAAUGUGCACAGUAAGGACACACGUCAUUGCAUCCUCGACUUGCAUGUUCUGUUAAGAUGAAUUACCAUAAUCUAAAUGUGAUUUCUGUCAUUCUGAGCACCGUGGGAGGACACCCUAAUCGGGUUACGCACCCAAUGCAAAUGGGUCCGGUACAUUUCUCAAAUAUCCGGUAAAAUAAAAUGCUGCCGGUCAAAUGUCCGGCGCCACAUUUUCAUAACGGAAACCCUGGUGUGUGUGUGUGUGUGUGUGUGUGUGUGUGUGUGUGUGCACAUACACGUUUGUGCCAUGAAGAAGGUGAGGUUCACAUCAACUCAAAUUUCUCAAAUAUUUUGCUCUCUGUAGGACAACACUAACCUGUAUAUGGUGAUGGAGUAUGUCCCUGGUGGUGAGAUGUUCUCACAUUUAAGGAGAAUUGGCAGGUUCAGGUGAGUCUGUUUACCUGUCUCCCACUGUUGAAAUAUAACCAAAUGGCUACAGUAGUUAACCUUCCCUAUUUUCCAUAGACCAUAACUCCACAACAGCCUCCUAGUAAAUAUAUUGUGGUGUCCACAUGACCCUCUGACCUCUCGCUCCUUCUCUUUCUCUGCCUGCAGUGAGCCCCACGCCCGCUUCUACGCCGCCCAGAUUGUUCUGACCUUUGAAUACCUUCACUCACUGGACCUCAUCUACCGAGAUCUGAAGCCUGAGAACCUGCUCAUUGACAACCAGGGAUACAUACAGGUGAGAACACGCAUAGUCAAAUGGCUAGCUAGCUAUACAGGUACUGUAGAACUAAUGGAGAACAAGCAUGGGUGUACUGUACAUACUACACAUGAAAUGCAUUCUACAUGCCCUGAUUUUGAAAAUGCUCUUAACUCUAGAACCGCCAACGGCCACUAACGUUUGAUUUUGUAAAUAAAAAAAUCAGCCCCCCCAAAAAAAGCGAUAUCCUGCUUCUUCCCUGACUUUUCCUAAAUGUUUGUAUUUUACACAACUCAUUUGUCCGAUUUUUGAAAUCACAAACAGAAAAGUAUUUAGAGCCUUUUUACUAGUUUUUUUAACACCUAUUCCUGACUUAACCCGCCAAGACAAUGUGCUGUAGGACGUUGGUACCCAGCCAGGCGCUAAUGUGUCCCUCUCUCCUCACUGAAUGAAUGACAAAUGGAUGAAUGGGCGAUAAUUGUGCACCUUACUUGACAAUUGAAUUUAAAUGAGGCCUAACUGAAUGAUAAGAAAGGGUGAAGAGGUUGAUUUUAAUUUAGAAAUACAAUAUUGUAAUGAUGAGUCUGUUCACACAUGAUAAGGGUUAGCCUAUAGACAAUAUUAAAUUGACAAUCUGAUGAGAUGCAGGAAAAGGAGCAUCACUAACAAAUCCUCCUUCAGUCACAUGAAGGUAAAACAUUUUGAUUUCUAUAUAGUAUCAGAAAGGGCAUAUUCUGCUGUUUGUAUGACACUUACCUUUGUCAAACAACUCAAAGUUCAAGAGGUGCAGCUCUAUUUCCAAAUGUAACUUUUUCCAAGAAUAUCCAUGCUGUCCAUGCAUUCAGCACAUGACCAUUCGCGCGGCAGCAUUGCUCUGGACUACUAAGCAAAAACUAGUAACAUAUAAUACCAUUUGAAUUAAAAUAUGGUAUUCUGUCGUCAAUGGAUGAAUGGGUGAUAGAAACUGGAUAAUGGUGCAUGUGACUUCAAUGAACUGAAUGAUGAGGAGGGUGAUUGAAUUUAGAACAAUAGUGUAAUGAUGAAGAAUUGUGGGCGGUCAAUUUUUUUAAAUGGAAAUUGUAUGUAAUUUCCACUCAGAGUCAAAUCAGACACUGAGUACAACAUACAAUGUGUGUAGUUCCCAAUGGCAAGCCGAACCAAACGAAUGGACGCACUGACAGCAUUGCAAAUGCUGCAGAAUUGAUAUGUUGAAGUCAGAUGGAGGAUCAGAUAUUGAGCUUGAAAUCGACAUUGCUGAGGAAGUCUUCAUCUGAUUCUGAUGUUGACUUUGAGCCUCUGCCUCUGAUGCCUGAGCCUCGCCACAGAAAAACCAGAACAGAGUCAACUGUGACGGUGAUCACAACUGCCACGUGAGACAGGAGUCUGUGAGGGAUGGCACGGCUUGGUUAGAAAAGAGUGACGAGUUUGUGACAUGCAGAUGUUGCAGCACAUCAGAGAUUAUACUGUUGCUCAUGCGCACUGAAAAGGAAAGAGUACGUGGGAUGUCUAUGGAUGAACUCAAAGCAUUUAUUGCAAUCUUGUAUGUCCGCGGGGCAUACGGCAGAAAGAGCAUGGGUGUGGAGUCAUUUUGGUGUGAUUGGUAUGGGGUGGACUUUUUCCGAGAGACCAUGCCACGCAACCGCUUCAGAGAGAUUAUGCGACACCUGUGGCAGGUGCACAUGAAACAAGGCCCAUGAAAACUGUUCAGUGCAACCGAUUUUGUGUGCCGACUGUGGACCUGAAGACGAGAUUGAUUCAUGUGUAAAGGCACGCGUAUAAGGGAGCAAUACAGUGUCGAUACAAUCAACAAAUGACUGUUUUUAUAUCUUGUUCAUGCACUGGUGCUUUUGUUUAGGAAUACAGCAAAUAAUUUCACGUGUGCACCUGGACUGGUUAUAUUAUUAUUAUCUUUUUAGUUUCUACUUUGUCAAAAGAAGCUGUAACUGGCCUUCAUUAAUUACUAUAACUAUUACUAAUCAAAUCUACAAAUAAAGUAGAUCAAAUGGAUUACACUGUAAUCUUUUUAUUGUAAGGGAAACAAAAAUAGGCUAUAUGCUACGUUUUUUUCUAGGACUUAGAGUCAAGAAUAUGUUUUGUAUAAUUCUACUAUCUAAACAAAUAACUGUUUUUAAUUGAUACAUUUCCACAAAUAUUUCUACAUGCAAUUAAUCCUCUAUAAUAGUUUAUGCACUAUUUAUCAAGUGUUGGGUCUUAUGUUUGCUGCACCUUGCAGGUUGAUAUGCAUCUGAUGCAUAUGCUAAAGGGGACGCCCGAUAACGUUCUCUAGCGGGUGCUCAUAGAAUAUUAUGUUCUACUCUGUGGACUGGCGGUUCCUAGUGUUAAAGGGAUAGCAUGCUAGCCGAUACCAUAGACUUCCAGUGAUUAUGCUAACGCUAGUUAGCAUUGGCUCGCAAAACUACCUCUAACUUCCUUCAUACUGGACACAGAAACAUACAAAUGGUAUCCAGAAGUUCAUCUGACUCCGGGGAAGUAGAUAAAGGGCCUCAUUGCCAAAAUCCUGGAAGUAUAACUUUAAGCUAAUGUCAGAACUGAACUGUUGAUUGUCGUUGCUGAGACACCUCUGUGUUCCUCCCAGGUAACAGAUUUUGGUUUUGCAAAGCGAGUGAAGGGCCGGACCUGGACGCUGUGUGGCACUCCGGAAUACCUGGCCCCCGAAAUCAUCCUUAGCAAAGUGAGUGGUCACCACCAAACCCCCGGCCUGCCGUCACACCUCAUAUCCAUAACAACACUGGGGUUUUUACCACAACAUAGGGGUCAUUACCACGACACAGCAAAGAUCAUGUCACUACAGCCAUUCAUAAACAACUCGGACCAUGAUUACAACUGCUGACUAGAGAAGAGCCUAUGUAUGACACAUUCCCUUUCUUUCUAUUUGUGCUUAGUUCUGCCUCUUUCCCUGUGAAUCUAACACUCUUUUUUUUUUCUCUACCCCCCGCUCUCUCUCGCUCUCUCUCGCUCUCUCAGGGUUAUAAUAAGGCAGUGGACUGGUGGGCUCUGGGCGUGCUGAUUUAUGAGAUGGCUGCUGGCUAUCCUCCCUUCUUCGCUGACCAGCCCAUUCAGAUCUAUGAGAAGAUUGUAUCAGGGAAGGUGAGUACAGAGUACAUCAGACAGAAACCCAGAUUACGCUCUUCCUUUAAGAUCUGCUUUCAGUACCAGUCAGAUAAUGCAGUUAUCAUUGUAAUUUACCUCCAAACUAAUUAGCUGUCUGUAGCUAGGUUUCCAUCCAAUUUGCAACUGUGGAAUAUUCUAAAAUCUGCACAAAACAAUAUGCGCAUUUUCCCACCAGAUGUUUCCAUCUUAUUAGGCAAGUCAGUAUUUUGACCAUAUCAUCAUUAUUAUGCAUAUUUCCCAACUCCAAGCUGUAUAAACUGGAAUGCUUAUUGGAUUGAAGCAUAUCAGGUGAUGUGUAUUUGUGUAAUGAGGGAGGGUGUGGCCUAAGGAGAUCAACAACCUAUAUCAAGGUGUGCAUAAUUAUUAGGCAGCUUCUUUUCCUCAGGCAAAAUGGGCCAAAAUAUUGAUUUAACUGACACUGAAAAGUCAAAAAUUGUAAAAAGUAUUUCAGAGGGAUGCAGCACUCUUGAAAUUGCUAAGAUAUUGGGGCGUGAUCACAGAACCAUCAAACGUUUUGUUGCAAAUAGUCAACAGGGUCGCAAGAACCGUGUUGAGAAAAAAAUACUCAAAUUAACUGCCAAAGAUUUGAGAAGAAUCAAACGUGAAGCUACCAGGAACCCAUUAUCCUCCAGUGCUGUCAUAUUCCAGAACUGCAACCUACCUGGAGUGCCCAGAAGUACAAGGUGUUCAGUGCUCAGAGACAUGGCCAUGGUAAGGAAGGCUGAAACCCGACCACCACUGAACAAGACGCAUAAGUUGAAACGUCAAGACUGGGCCAAGAAAUAUCUGAAGACUGAUUUUUCAAAGGUUUUAUGGACUGAUGAGAUGAGAGUGACUCUUGACUGACCAGAUGGAUGGGCCCGUGGCUGGAUCAGUAACGGGCACGGAGCUCCACUUCGACUCAGACGCCAGCAAGGUGGAGGUGGGGUACUGGUAUGGGCUGGUAUUAUUAAAGAUGAGCUAGUUGGACCUUUUCGGGUUGAAGAUGGACUCAAACUCAACUCCCAAACCUACUGCCAGUUUUUAGAAGACACUUUCUUCAAGCAGUGGUACAGGAAAAAGUCUGCAUCUUUCAAGAAGACCAUGAUUUUUAUGCAGGACAAUGCUCCAUCGCAUGCAUCGAAGUACUCCACUGCGUGGCUAGCCAGUAAAGGCCGUAAAGAUGAAAGAAUAAUGACAUGGCCCCCUUCCUCACCUGACCUAAACCCUAUUGAGAACUUGUGGUCCCUUCUUAAACGGUCGAUUUACGGUGAAGGAAAACAGUACACCUCUCUGACCAGUGUCUGGGAGGCUGUGGUUGCUGCUGCACAAAAAGUUGAUCGUCAACAGAUCAAGAAACUGACAGACUCCAUGGAUGGAAGGCUUAUGACUGUUAUUGAAAAGAAGGGUGGCCAUAUUGGUCACAGAUUUUUUAUUUUUUUUGAAAUGUCAGAAAUGUUUUUGUAAAUUUUGAGUUGUUUGUUUAUUAUUCUCACUUUAACUGAUGAAAAAUAAACAAGUGAGAUGGGGAACUUUUCGUUUUUCAUUUAGUUGCAUAAUAAUUGUGCACACUAAUAGUUGCCCAAUAAUUGUGCACACAUAGAUAUUCUCCAAAGAAAGCCAAAACCUCACUUUUACUUUCUUAAAUAUUCAGGUUUGAGGUUUAUUAACAUUUUGGAUUGACCGAGAGCACUGUAGUUGUUCAAUAAUACAAUUAAUCCUCAAACAUACAACUUGCCUAAUAAUUGCACACAGUGUAAAAGGCUGUGCGUGAUGACAUAGUGCACAUAAUAACUUUUGAGGUCAAUUCCCAUGCACUGAAUGAAAAAUACAAGUUAAAUGGGUUUACAUCGCAUUUUCAACUAUACUGAUGGUUUUGUCACAAAAACUGUUGCGUUAUAUAGCAAAUGUGCCCACUCUGGUCUUGGCACGUGCGCUCUAGCCAACAGCUUGCAGAUUCAGUGCAGGGAGGCUACCUAUAUUAUGAGAUUAUUAAGGAUAAGAGCGAUAUUAUUUGGGGGGUCAAACAGCAGCCAAGCACCGAUCAUCAUGUCACCAGAAUAAGACCCUCAGUAUUUAUUGGAAAGGUACAUCAAGCUCAUCACUUGAACUUUCACCACCCUGUGACGUUCAUAACUUAUUUAAUCUGUAGCCUAAUAAACUGCAUGCAUUCCGGAGUCGUAGUGGGAGGACCACACAACAUAUUAUCGCGUGAUUCCAAGUUUACUUCGGUAUGAUGGUCAUUAUAUCAAUAUUUGCGCACAAAGGCAUUUCCACCGCCAUUUCUCACAUAAUUAAUUUUAGAGACACAAAGAUCCCACCAUGUUGAACGAACAAAUUGUCUGUCGGCAUUUAUAAAAUUAUACCAACAUUUCCUGUUUCCAUCAGCUCGGUUGUGACUUUUUUCAUGUCAGGUAAUUCAUCUGCAUUAAAUGGUUGGAUGGAAACCUAGUUAUUGUCCUACUAUGCCUUUCCUGCUUUUUUUGCUAUAUUCACAUGAGCAUUACCCUCUUCCGACCCCUGACCUUAGUGUCUUCAUAUACAGCACUUUGUUAGGUCAGGAGAAGUGAGCUAGAAUUCUGCCUAUUUUCCUUUCCCCUCUACAUACAGUGGGGGAAAAGAGUAUUUAGUCAGCCACCAAUUGUGCAAGUUCUCCCACUUAAAAAGAUGAGAGAGGCCUGUCAUUUUCAUCAUAGGUACACGUCAACUAUGACAGACAAAUUGAGAAAAAAAAAUCCAGAAAAUCACAUUGUAGGAUUUUUAAUGAAUUUAUUUGCAAAUUAUGGUGGAAAAUAAGUAUUUGGUCACCUACAAACAAGCAAGAUUUCUGGCUCUCACAGACCUGUAACUUCUUCUUUAAGAGGCUCCUCUGUCCUCCACUCGUUACCUGUAUUAAUGGCACCUGUUUGAACUUGUUAUCAGUAUAAAAGACACCUGUUCACAACCUCAAACAGUCACACUCCAAACUCCACUAUGGUCAAGACCAAAGAGCUGUCAAAGGACACCAGAAACAAAAUUGUAGACCUGCACCAGGCUGGGAAGACUGAAUCUGCAAUAGGUAAGCAGCUUGGUUUGAAGAAAUCAACUGUGGGAGCAAUUAUUAGGAAAUGAAGACAUACAAGACCACUGAUAAUCUCCCUCGAUCUGGGGCUCCACGCAAGAUCUCACCCCGUGGGGUCAAAAUGAUCACAAGAACGGUGAGCAAAAAUCCCAGAACCACACGGGGGGACCUAGUGAAUGACCUGCAGAGAGCUGGGACCAAAGUAACAAAGCCUACCAUCAGUAACACAUACUCCGCCAGGGACUCAAAUCCUGCAUUGCCAGACGUGUCCCCCUGCUUAAGCCAGUACAUGUCCAGGCCCGUCUGAAGUUUGCUAGAGUGCAUUUGGAUGAUCCAGAAGAGGAUUGGGAGAAUGUCAUAUGGUCAGAUGAAACCAAAAUAUAACUUUUGGUAAAAACUCAACUCAUCGUGUUUGGAGGACAAAGAAUGCUGAGUUGCAUCCAAAGAACACCAUACCUACUGUGAAGCAUGGGGGUGGAAACUUCAUGCUUUGGGGCUGUUUUUCUGCAAAGGGACCAGGACGACUGAUCCGUUGUAAAGGAAAGAAUGAAUGAGGCCAUGUAUCGUGAGAUUUUGAGUGAAAACCUCCUUCCAUCAGCAAGGGCAUUGAAGAUGAAAGUGGCUGGGUCUUUUAGCAUGACAAUGAUCCCAAACACACCUCCCGGGGGAACGAAGGAGUGGCUUCGUAAGAAGCAUUUAUGGCACUGAUGGCUCACCUAAAUGUCAAAUGUUUGUGAAGGAUUUGAAGUCUGUUUGUUUGCCAGCGACAGAAACUCACUGCUCUAGAGGAGAUGUAAAAUGGGCCAAAUGCACGGUGUGAACUUUGGUUUUUGACAUUUAGUUGCACAAAAUAAAAAGUAUUGUAGUUGCCACACUAAUAGUGCCAAUAACUGUGCACACACAGAUAUCUCCAAAGAAAGCCAAACCUCACUUUACUUUCUUAAAUAUUCAGGUUUUAGGUGUAUUAACAUUUUGGAUUGACGAGAGAACUGUAGUUGAUCAAUAAUACAAUUAAUCCUCAAACAUAACUUGCGUAAUUGUGCACACAGUGUAAAAGCUUGCUGAUGACAUGUGCACAUAAUAACUAUUUGAGGUCAAUUCCCAUGCACUGAAUGAAAAAUACAAGUUAAAUGGGUUUACAUCGCAUUUUCAAUUAUACUGAUGGUUUUGUCACAAAAACUGUUGCGUUAUAUAGCAAAUGUGCCCGCUCUGGUCUUGGCACGUGCGCUCUAGCCAACAGCUGGCAGAUACAGUGCAGGGAGGCUACCUACAUUAUGAGAUUAUUAUGGAUAAGAGAGAUAUUAUUUUGGGGGUCAAACAGCAGCCAAGCACCGAUCAUCAUGUCACCAGAAUAAGACCCUCGAUAUUUAUUGGAAAGGUACAUCAAGCUCAUCACUUGAACUUUCACCACCCUGUGACGUUCAUAACUUAUUUAAUCUGUAAUCUUUAUUAACUGCAUGCAUUCCGGAGUCGUAGUGGGAUGACCACAACAUAUUAUCGCGUGAUUCCAAGUUUACUUCGGUAUGAUGGUCAUUAUAUCAAUAUUUGCGCAUAAAGGCGUUUCCACCGCCAUUUCUCACAUAAUUAAUUUUAGAGACACAAAGAUCCCACCAUGUUGAACGAACAAAUUGUCUGUCGGCAUUUAUAAAAUUAUACCGAAAUUUCCUGUUUCCAUCAGCUCGGUUGUGACUUUUUUUAUGUCAGAUCUAGGAUCAUCUUAUCUAUCUAGGAUAAUCUUAUCUACCCCCAAUCUUAACCUUAAACAUUAGGGGGGAAAGACUAAACAGGCCCUGUCAGAGUCUAUGGGCAAUCUCUGAUCUUCUGUCCCUGAGUCAUGUUUAUUAGGGAAAAUUAGCGUUUCUGAAAGGGACAUUUUUAGAUAGUUCCUCCCUCUUUUACUUUGUUUCUGAAAGUUUUCUACUGAACACAACCCUGACGUGUCUCUGUCCCCAGGUGCGCUUUCCCUCCCACUUCAGCUCGGACCUGAAGGACCUGCUGAGGAACCUGCUCCAGGUGGACCUGACCAAGCGCUUCGGCAACCUGCGGAACGGAGUCAACGACAUCAAGGGCCACAAGUGGUUCGCCACCACUGACUGGAUCGCCAUUUACCAGAGGAAGGUGAGAAGGCCUGCUUCCAUGGCCCUUCUAUUGUUCACUGUAUAGCCACCGGAGAGAGGCAGGUUUGGUUGAGACAGAGGAGAGAUUGGGGGGGGGGUUGGGAGAAGGCAGGAUGUCUUAAGGGGUAUGAUUCAGAGCUGAUGUCAUUUGGCUUGGUCUUGUUUGGAGACAUGUUACACAUGCAUUACUCACAUAGUCUUACACAGAGCUGGAAUGUUCUCCACUUGACUAAUAACAUGUCCGUAACCAGUGAAUGACCAAUGACUGUCAGACAUUAUAUGUCAACAACUGAGGAGGAAUGAUACUGUGAGAGCUACAGUAGAAAGAAUCUGAGUAUUCUCUGUGUUGUGUUUUCAGGUGGAGGCACCGUUUAUUCCCAAGUGCAAAGGCCCCGGUGACACCAGCAACUUUGACGACUAUGAGGAAGAGGAAAUCCGAGUCUCCUUCACAGAGAAAUGUGGCAAGGAGUUUGCCGAGUUCUAG
Messenger RNA from Coregonus sp. 'balchen', 14500 nucleotides. NCBI's taxonomy places the organism in Eukaryota, Metazoa, Chordata, Actinopteri, Salmoniformes, Salmonidae. The record is from the annotation of a GenBank genome assembly.